Messenger RNA from Saccoglossus kowalevskii, 2884 nucleotides. RefSeq lists its product as uncharacterized. Gene Ontology annotation, cellular component: nucleus. NCBI's taxonomy places the organism in Eukaryota, Metazoa, Hemichordata, Enteropneusta, Harrimaniidae. The record is from RefSeq and is a predicted model, not a curated record.
AUCACUUUCUAUGAAGGAUGUCAGAUGCCAGUUUCUUGAAGACAGAGGAAUUUCCAUUUUAGAAGGAGAGGACAAGGCACUGUUUAAGAAUGUUGUCACUAGUGUGUUCAUGCAGAAAGUCAAGGAAUCAGUAACACCACUUAAAAAGAAAAGCAGGGCAAAUACUCCAAGUCCCAAAAAAGCCACCCCUCUGAAGAGAAAGUAUUCAGAAGAAAACAGAGAUGACGGAUUUGAAUCGUCCAAAAGUAAGAGAAAGCGUGUAGUUGUAUCGGAAAACGAUGAAGAACUUACGAAGAAGAAAAGAGUUGGAAAAGAAAAUGGGGCUGACUGUUCAACUUCUGAAGAAGGGACUCCUGUUAAGGAAGCUUCAAAAGAUGUAGACACACCUGUUGUCAAGACAACAAGGUUGGGAAAGAAGAAAACAUCAUUUCUGUCUUCUGGUGAGGAGAGUGAUGUAAAUAAUUCUGAUGAUAAUAUGGAGUGUUCAGAGAAAGAAGAUGAAACUACUAACAAAGAUGAUGAAUCUGAGAAGUUUAGUGAUGAGAAGGAGUCAGAUGAGGAUGAAAAUUCAAAAGCACAAAAUGAGAAUGAAAACAAAACAAACAGUGAUGAUCGUGUUGGGAAUUUACUAAAUGAUGACAAAGCUGAGGCACAUCUGUCUAAAAGUGACUCUGACAUGGACAGUGAAAUGGAACAAGAAAAUGAUAGAAACUUGAAUAAACUUGAGAGUGCAUCUGAUGAAAGUGAUGACGAGCCCUUGAAACAAAGGCACAAAGAUGUUUCCAAAAAAUCUGAGCAAGAAACAAAAAAGAAAAAUAUAAGAAAUAAAAGUACACCAAAAAGGAAACAAGCAGUUAAUAAAAAGAGACAUGUAGAUGAUUCUGAAAAUUCUGAGAAGGAAAUGAAAAAUAAGAGUAGAGCAAAGAAGAAAAUGACAUUUGGUAAAAAAAAGAGUGUGUAUGUUUCAGAUGAUUCAGAUAGUGAAUGGGAUGCUAAAAACACAAAGAUUAAAAGUAAACCCAAGAAAAGAAAACCUUUUAGUAAACCGUUGAGUGCUGAUUCUUCAGAUGAUUCAGAAAGUGAGUGGGAAAAUAGAAGUAAUCCGAAGAAGAAACAAAAAGUUGGUAAAAAGAAGACUAUGGAUGAUUCUGAAGCAGAAAAGAAACAAAAGCUCUCCCAGAAAAAGAUGAAAAAGAAAACUAAACAAAAGCAAAUGAAGAAACAAAUGGACACUGCAUCUGAGGAUAGUGAUGAUGAGCCAUUGCGAAAAAAAAAUGACAAUGAUUUUGAAGAUUCAGAGAGUGAAAAAGAAUCUAAAAGCACAAAGAAAGAGAGUACACCCGCAAGGAAACUGAAGGCUAAAAGUGAAUCUGAUGAUAGUGAUGAUGAGCCAUUGCGGAAAAAAAAUGACAAUGAUUCUGAAGAUUCAGAGAGUGAAGAAGAGUUUGAGAGCAUUAGAAAUAAAAGUAAACCUAAGAAGAAACAAAACAUUGGUGAAAAGAAGACUGUAGAUGUUUCUGAAGAUUCUGAAGCUGAAAAGAAGCAAAAGCUCACCCAGAAAAAGAUGAAAAAGAAAACUAAACAAAAGCAAAUGAAGAAACAAAUUGACACUGCAUCUGAGGAUAGUGAUGAUGAGCCAUUGCAGAGGAGUCAGAAUGUUUCUGAAGAUUCAGAGAGUGAAAAAGAAUCUAAAAGCACAACAACAAAAAGUACACCCACAAGGAAGCCUGAGGCUAAAAUUGAAUCUGAUGAUAAUGAUGAUGAGCCAUUGCGAAAAAAGAAUGACAAUGUUUCUGAUGAUUCAGAUAGUGAAGAAGAAUCUAAAAGCACAAAGAAAAAGAGUACACCCUCAAGGAAACUGAAGGCUAAAAGUGAAUCUGAUGAUAGUGAUGAUGAGCCAUUGCAGAGAAGUCAGGAUGUUUCUGAUGAUUCAAAAAGUGAAAGAGAAUCUAAAAGCACAAAGAAAAAGAGUAAACUCUCAAGGAAGCCUGAGGCUAAAAGUGAAUCUGAUGAUAGUGAUGAUGAGCCAUUGCAGAGAAGUAAGGAUGUUUCUGAUGAUUCAGAGAGUGAACUAGAAGGAACAAUUCAUAAGAGUAAACCCCAAAAAAAACAUACAGGUGUUAAAAAAACAAAUGAAGAUUCUGAGAGUGAACAGGAGUCUAAAACCAUGAAAAAGAAAAAGAAAACCCAAAAGAAGCAUGAUGAUAGCAGCAGAACAAAGAAGUCACUAAAAUCGCGAAAAAAAAGUGGUGGCUCCAGUGAUGAUGUACAAGACAGUAUGAGAUUAAAGAAUCUUAAACGUUAUAUUUAUGCUUGCGGUUUAAGAAAAAACUAUAAAAAAAUACUUGCUGAUUGUCGUUCAAUGAAGGCAAAGGAAAGAAAGUUAUUGGAGAUAUUACAUGAUGCAGGAAUAGAAGGUGCACCAACAAAUGAAAAAUGUAAACUGUUGAAAUUUAAACGAGAAGAGCAAGCAGAGCUGGCAUCUCUGGAUACCAGUAAUAUCAUCAAGACACCAGAAAGAGGUAGAAGAGCAACUAGACAAGUACACAGUCGGUAUCAAAGCACACCUGUCGUCAUGGAAAUUAAAAAAAGAAGAUUGUCAAGUAGUGAUGAUGACAGUGAUGACGUUCGAAAGAAAAAUCCAUUUGCAAAUCUAAAAGGAAUUAUUACUGAUUCUGAAAGUGACUAGUUAAAAAUAUGUUUGAUUCAGAACUUAUUCCUAAUCUUAAUAUUUUCACAUUAUUUGUGUUAACGACUCUUGAUUGGCAGUCACAUUUCUGUGGACAUAAUGUUGCUUAAUCUUGUAGUAUAUAGUAAAUUACUUUGUCUUUGUGAUUUAAUCAUCAAAUUUGUACGCCAACAUAUGAAAAUACGUCUUUCUGUG